Messenger RNA from Adineta steineri, 1716 nucleotides. The record is from the annotation of a GenBank genome assembly. Lineage: Eukaryota; Metazoa; Rotifera; Eurotatoria; Adinetida; Adinetidae.
AUGACAACAGAAGCAAAUAAAAAAAAUCAUAAAGAUUGGUGGCAUCAUUCAGUUGUUUAUCAAGUUUAUCCACGUUCAUUCUAUGAUUCAAAUGGUGAUGGUAUUGGUGAUAUUCAUGGUAUAACAAUGAAACUUGAUUAUUUAAGAAAAUUAGGUGCUGAUAUUAUCUGGUUAAGUCCGAUUUAUGAUUCGCCUAAUUAUGAUAAUGGUUAUGAUAUACGUGAUUAUACAAAAAUAAUGACUGAAUUUGGUACAAUGGAUGAUUUUGAUCUUUUAUUAAAAGAAAUGAAAAAACGUCAAUUAAAAUUAGUUAUGGAUCUUGUUGUUAAUCAUACAAGUGAUGAACAUCCAUGGUUUAUUGAAUCAAAAAAAAGUAAAGAUAAUCCAUAUAGAAAUUUUUAUCAUUGGCAAUCUGGUAAAGAUGGACAACCACCAAAUAAAUGGCGUGCUUGUUUUGGUGGUUCAUGUUGGACAUAUGAUAUUAUUACUGGUGAAUAUUAUUUACAUACCUUUACAGAAAAACAACCGGAUCUUAAUUGGGAAAAUCCAUUAGUACGUGAAGAAGUUUAUAAAAUUAUGCGUUAUUGGCUUGAUAAAGGUGUUGAUGGAUUUCGAAUGGAUGUUAUUAAUUUCAUUUCGAAAGCACCUGGUUAUCCUGAAGGUAAACCAACUGAUGAUCCUCAAUAUACCGAUGGUACACCCUAUUUUAUUAAUGGACCACAUGUACAUGAACAUCUUCAAGAAAUGAAUGAAAAAGUUUUAAGACAUUAUAAUGUUGUUACAGUUGGAGAAUGUCCAGGUGCUCGUUUACAUGAUGCAGAAUUAUUUAGUGCUCCAGAACGAAAUGAAGUAAAUAUGAUAUUUACAUUUGAACAUAUGGAUUUAGAUGGUGGUAAAUGGACACCGAAAUUACUUGAUUUACGAGCAUUAAAACGUUUUUUUACAUCAUGGCAAAAAGGUUUAUAUAAAAAAGGAUGGAAUAGUUUAUAUUGGAAUAAUCAUGAUCAACCUCGAAUUGUUUCACGAUGGGGAAAUGAUUCCGAUCAAUAUAGAGUUUUAUCAGCAAAAAUGCUUGGAACUUGUUUACAUUUUCUUUGUGGUACACCUUAUAUUUAUCAAGGAGAAGAAAUUGGUAUGACAAAUGUUCGUUUUCCAACAUUAGCUGAUUAUCGUGAUAUUGAAACAACAAAUUUUCAUCGUGAUGCCAUUGCUCAAGGUUUAUCCACAGAAGAACUCAUGUCUGCUAUUUAUGCUAAAUCACGUGAUAAUGCUCGUACACCAAUUCAAUGGUCUGGUCAAUUACCACAUGGUGGUUUUAGUACUGGCGCAGUUAAUGUUACACCAUGGAUUAAUGUUAAUCCAAAUUAUACAGAUAUUAAUGUUGAACAAGCAUUAAAUGAUCCACAAUCAAUAUUUUAUUAUUAUCAAAAACUUGUUGAAUUACGUCGACAAAUGCCAAUUAUUGUCAAUGGUAAAUAUGAUAUAUUACAUGAAGAAAAUACACAUAUAUUUAUGUAUAAACGUUACAAUGAUGAAGGUCAAGAAUUAAUUAUUGCAUGUAACUUUAGUUCAGAAUCUAUUAAAAUAGAUGAUCCUCAACUUUUACAACGAUUAAAUAAUCAUAAACGAGUAUUAAUUAACAAUUAUGAACAUGAUAAAAAAUCUGAUUGGCUUGAUUUUCGUCCUUAUGAAGCAUGGGCACUUGAAAUAUCAUAA